Molecule: messenger RNA, 1218 nt
Organism: Sclerotinia borealis F-4128
Lineage: Eukaryota; Fungi; Ascomycota; Leotiomycetes; Helotiales; Sclerotiniaceae
Source: the annotation of a GenBank genome assembly
AUGGCCAAUAAAUCACGAGCGCUCUAUUUUGUAUUCGAGCCAACCGUUGGGGAACCGGUGGAUGAGGUUACUAUUUGGAUGAAUGGGGGUCCUGGUUGUAGUUCUUUGGAAGCCUUUUUUCAGGAAAAUGGCCGUUUUAUUUGGAGUUGGGGUAUGUAUACGCCGCAGAUAAAUCCGUAUUCUUGGGUUAAUUUGACGAAAGUUCUUUGGGUUGAACAACCUGUCGGAACGGGUUUCUCAAUCGGUGAGGUGACUGCUACGAGCGAAGAAGAUGUUGCUGAGGAUUUUGUCAAUUCCUUCCUAAACUUCCAGAGGACAUUUGGGAUCAAGAAUUUUAAAAUCUAUGGUACGGGUGAAAGUUAUGCGGGGAGAUAUGUUCCGUAUAUAUCUCUUGCUAUGUUGGAGAAAAAUGAUACAGAAUAUUUUGAUGUAUCUGGAGCAUUAGCCUAUCACCCCGUCAUUGAAUCCUACGUAUACGCACAACAACAAGUGCCCGCCGUUCCCUUCCUCCUGCAAAACAACAACAUCCUAGGCCUCAACUCCACAUUCAUCGCGCACCUAGAAGCUCUCCACCAAUCAUGCGGCUACUCCGAUUUUCUAACCCAAUAUCUAACCUUUCCCCCCUCCGGCAUCCAGCCCCCCAAAUACUUUGACGACCACAACGCCAACGACCUCGCAUGCGAUCUCUGGGGCUCUAUCUACCACGCAGCCUAUGGACUUAACCCCUGCUUCAACGUCUACGAAGUCUCCACGCAAUGCCCCUUCCUCUCCGACCCCCUCGGUUACCCCACCGAUCUCCAGUACCUGUACCCCGGCUUCGAGCAGAUAUACUUCAACCGCAGCGACGUGAAGAAAGCCAUGCACGCCCCUUCCGAAAUCAGCUGGAACGAAUGUUCCGGCCCCGUAUUCCUCGGAACCUCCGGUCCCGAACAAGAAGGCGACCUUAGUGCCGACCCCAUCCAACGCGGUACCAACCGCGUUUUGAUCGCCAACGGAGCUCUGGAUUUUGAAAUCCUGACUAAUGGCACAUUACUCGCCAUUCAAAAUAUGACGUGGGGAGGAAAAUUGGGCUUUCAGUGGAAACCGACUAAACCCAUUGUAAUUAAGUUGCCGGAUCUACAGUACGGGGGACUGUUUAUCGAGCAGGGGGCAUAUGCAGAGCCGAGGAGUAGUUAUAGACAUUUGCAGUGGGUUUUGGGGAGGAUUGAGGAGUUGUAG